AUGCCGGAGAUCGAACACGCGCCGGAAGUAAUAGCCCUUUUUGGGAAAUACGAUUUGGGAAGAGUCGUGGGUUGCGGCGCGUUCGCCAAAGUUCACUACGCGCGCAAUAUUCAAACGGGACAAGGCGUAGCCGUUAAGAUAAUCAACAAAAAGAAACUCUCCGGCACCGGUCUCACCGGAAACGUGAAACGCGAAAUCACGAUCAUGAGUCGUCUUCAUCACCCUCACAUCGUUCGUCUUCACGAAGUUUUAGCCACGAAAACAAAAAUCUACUUCAUCAUGGAUUUCGUUCGUGGUGGUGAGCUUUUCGCGAAGAUCUCAAAGGGGAGAUUCAGUGAAGAUCUCAGCCGUCGGUAUUUUCAUCAGUUAAUCUCCGCCGUUGGAUAUUGUCACUCGCGUGGUGUUUUUCAUCGUGAUCUUAAACCGGAGAAUCUUCUGUUGGAUGAGAAUGGGAAAUUAAAGGUUUCGGAUUUCGGGUUAAGUGCGGUUACGGAUCAGAUCCGACCCGAUGGGUUGCUUCAUACGCUUUGUGGGACACCGGCUUACGUGGCACCGGAGAUUCUCGCUAAGAGAGGAUAUGAUGGAGCUAAGGUUGAUGUUUGGUCGUGUGGUGUUGUUUUGUUUGUUCUUGCUGCUGGGUAUCUUCCGUUUAAUGAUCAGAAUUUGAUGGUGAUGUAUAGGAAAAUCUAUAAAGGUGAAUUCCGGUGUCCGCGAUGGAUGUCACCGGAUCUUCGAAGAUUUUUAUCGAAAUUGCUGGAUACGAACCCGGAAACCCGGAUCACCGUCGAAGAAAUGACCCGGGAUCCGUGGUUUAGAAAAGGGUAUAAGGAAAUUAAGUUUCAUGAAGAGGAUUAUGGGUCGGAUCAUGGGCAUGGAGUUGGGAUCGGGUGUAAGGGUGAUGGGUCGGAGGUGUUGAAUUUGAAUGCUUUUGAUAUCAUAUCGUUUUCAUCGGGUUUGGAUUUAUCCGGGUUGUUUGGGGAAUUUGAUGGGGCGGAGAGGUUUGUUUUAAGGGAGUUGCCGGAGAGGAUAAUUGAUGUUGUGGAGGAAGUUGGAGCGGCGGAGGGAAUGGGAGUGAGGUGGAAGAAGGAAUGUGGGGUUGAGUUGGAAGGGUUGAAUGGUAAUUUCGGAAUUGAGAUUGAGGUUUACCGGCUGACGGCGGAGGUGGCGAUGGUUGAGGUUAGGAGGAGAGGAUGUGAUGCGGCGGCGUUUAGUGAUUUGUGGGAUGUUAAGCUUAAGCCUCAGUUGCUUUCAGGUGGUGCAACGACGUCGUAUCAGCUUGAAAGUGAACCUGAAUCACCGGUUGCCUGUGACUGA
Vicia faba (fava bean) is the source of this 1314-nucleotide messenger RNA. NCBI's taxonomy places the organism in Eukaryota, Viridiplantae, Streptophyta, Magnoliopsida, Fabales, Fabaceae. The record is from the annotation of a GenBank genome assembly.